Paramecium sonneborni is the source of this 294-nucleotide messenger RNA. Lineage: Eukaryota; Ciliophora; Oligohymenophorea; Peniculida; Parameciidae. The record is from the annotation of a GenBank genome assembly.
AUGGAAGAAAUCAAAACUGAAGAAAAUUUUCAACAAAACCCAUUUUAUUUCAUUAUGGAAUAACUUAGGGGCCCAGGAUCAAGGGAAGUGGAUCCUCAUUUAAAGAAUUAGCAAAUUUUUUCAUAUAUAUUCAAGAUUAAAUAGGUUUGUCUUGAAAUGUCCAAAAAGUUAGGAAAGAUUGCACUAUUGGUGGCAAAAAAUAUCGGUUUAUUAAAAAUGAAAGGACUCCAAACCUUUUUAUUUAGAAGAAAUUAAAAAAAAUAAAAACUCCUAAAUGAUAGUAGAAAACAAUGA